Messenger RNA from Aspergillus aculeatinus CBS 121060, 2976 nucleotides. RefSeq lists its product as uncharacterized. Lineage: Eukaryota; Fungi; Ascomycota; Eurotiomycetes; Eurotiales; Aspergillaceae. The coding region runs from base 1 to 2976 and encodes 991 amino acids. The record is from RefSeq and is a predicted model, not a curated record. The transcript has a single exon. Gene Ontology annotation, molecular function: protein binding; transferase activity, transferring phosphorus-containing groups. Gene Ontology annotation, biological process: detection of visible light; regulation of DNA-templated transcription; phosphorylation.
AUGCCAGAGACGUCUCCUGAAGCAGAUGCGCAUCCCGAUCACCAACCACCAGAGACUGCCGCGAAUUCGAGCUCGACAGAUCUUCGCCUCAGUGGCCCUGGGAGGGUCUACCCUCUGCGAUCGAUUAUUGCCCCGACGCACCCUUUAGCACUACCCUACCGAUCCUCUUCAACGUCGAGCAGUUCACCACAUGCUCACAGCCUGUGCAACGAAAAACCCGAGUUGAAGGACCGGGAUGAGCCCUUGGAGCAACCGCCCGUUAGUCAGCCGGGCACCCCGCCCGAGCAACGAUUCUUGUCAUGUGACUCUCCAAAGCAACAACUACAACAUCAACAAUCACCACCGUAUUAUCAGCAGCAGCAGCAGCAGCAUCAGAUCGACGGGACUGGAUCGAUAACCCCUACCAAGUUAUUUGACCAUGCCUCAGGCUCGGAAGGACUAGACCAUCUGAAUCUUGAGAAUCUCGGCUCACUCACUCCCUCGUCCUCACACCGAAGAUAUGACCCACAGGACUCCGACGAGGACAGCCUCGCAACCACCAGCACCACCAAGACCCUCCAGGCGUGCGAGGACGAGCCGAUACACAGACCUGGGGCCGUGCAAUGCUUUGGGGCGUUGGUGGUCUUAGAACAGGUGGAUGAGGGGACGUUUAUGGUGCAAUUGGCCAGUGAGAACUCCGAGGCUAUCAUCGGGCAUUCGCCGCAGAGUCUUUUCACCUUGAACAGUUUCUCCGAUCUGUUGCGCAACGACCAGGAUGGGAUUCUCCGCGAUCAUGUGCAAUUAACCGAGGACGACCAGUGGAGUCCGGCCGUGGACGGGCCGGAGAUCUUCAAAUUAUCCAUCAACGACCGACACGGCCAUCCCCAGCGGUUCUGGUCGGCCGUUCACCGCAACCCAGCGCACUGGCACCUGAUCAUCUGCGAGUUCGAGAGCGAGAUUGAUCGUCUCAACCCAGUCAACACAGCCGGUCAGACUCUGCCCGCCAAACCUACCCAUAUCCUGGGAUUCGAGCCCACCGCCGAUCAAAUAGCAAGCAGCACCGUCAAGAUCAGCCAACCGUUACGGUUGCUACGAAACAGACGCAGGAAGCCGGGCGAGAUGGCUUCGAUGGAAGUCCUCAACAUCAUUAGCAAGGUCCAAGAUCAGCUGGGUAGGACGCAAGACCCGGAUACGCUGCUGAAUGUCUCCAUCGGGCUGAUCAAGGAGCUGACUGGUUACCACCGCGUGAUGAUCUAUCAAUUUGACCACGAGAAUAACGGGAAUGUUGUUGCAGAACUGGCCGAUCCACGAUUCUCCAAGGACAUUUUCAAAGGACUUUCGUUCCCGGCCGCGGACAUCCCCCAGCAGGCCCGGGAUCUCUACAAGAAGAGCAAGGUCCGGCUUCUGUACAAUCGCGAUCAUAUCAACUCCCCUCUAGUAUCGCGAGACCUCGAGCAUGCACAGGCUCCGCUGGAUAUGACCUAUGCAUUCCUGCGGGCGAUGUCACCUUAUCAUCUAAAGUAUCUAGCUCGGAUGUGUGUCCGCUCCUCGAUGUCUAUCAGCAUUAACGAUCACGAAGAUCUCUGGGGGUUGAUCAUAUGCCAUUCCUACGGAGAGCACGGCAUGAGAGUCCCCUUUCCGGUCAUACGCCUGACCAGGUUGAUUGGCGAUUCGGUGUAUCAGAAUAUCAAGCGACUCUCCUGUAUGUCGCACCUGGAGGCCGGCAGUCCCGCCAACCAGGCGGCUGCGUCCGAGAUCCUGAAACAGGACAGCCACACAUCCGAAGCGUUGCUUAAACUGUUCGAUGCAGAUUUCGCAGCUCUUUCUAUCCGAGGACGAACGAGUAUACUCGGCGAGUCAACUGACUUCCAAGAAAUCCUCGCUGUGAUCGAAUAUUUCCGGUCGAAGAAGCUUGACUCUGUCGUGGCUUCUAACUAUGUCAUACGAGAUUUCCCUGACUUGCACUUUCCUCCUGGCAUUCAUGCCGUCUCAGGUGUCAUGUAUGCGCCUCUCUCCCUGCACAAGGAGAAUUUCAUCGUCUUCUUCCGCCGUACGCAGAUGAAAGAUAUCCGAUGGGGUGGAAACCCGUAUGCAAAGCCGCCCAUGCAGCCUCGCAAGGAUUUUCGGGUCUGGCGAGAGACGGUCGUGGACCGGUCUCGGGAGUGGACUACGUCGCAGACCGAUAAUGCAGCUGUCUUGAGUAUGGUCGGCUCUCAAGUGUCGAGCGACUGGCGAAUGGAAACGGAACCCCCUUCGUCGUCUAGCCAGCAUGCCAAGUCAGGCGAUGAAAUCCGAAGCACACUUAACACGAUCAUGAAGAACCUUGGGGUGGUUCUGGGAGGCUCGUUUGACUCCGAAUUCCAAGACAGCAUCACCCGUUCCUAUUCUGCCUCCAAAUCCCUCCUCUACGUGAUCAACGACCUCCUAGACCUCACGAAGGAUGAAGAAGGAUACAACCUUAUCAAAGAUGAAGCGUUCGAUAUUUCAUCCUGCUUUCACGAAGCCACCAAGAUGUUCGAGGCCGAAGCGCAGCGCAAAGGGCUUUUCUACAAAGUCAUCCAUGAACCGGGUAUCCCGAAGGGCGUGCUCGGCGAUGAGCGGCGCGUGCGCCAGGUGAUUUCGAACCUCAUCUCCAACGCCGUUCAGCAUACCUCCGAGGGAGGGAUCACCGUCGAGAUGUGGCGGGACACGGUCACCCCUGCGCCGGGGCGGGCUAUCAUCAACAUCACCGUGGUCGAUACCGGGUGUGGCAUGUCGUCGGACAAACUCGACAUGCUUUUCUGCGAGCUGGAGGAGAUCUCGACGGAGCGGAAGAACGGCGGUGCCACCGAAGAAAGCUCGACCGCGCUGGAGCAACCGCACAAGAAACAUGUUCUGGGAGUGGGACUUGCCUUGGUUUCGCGGAUUGUCCGCAACUGCUAUGGGCAGCUUGUGGUUCAUUCCGAAGAAGGCAAGGGCAGUCGAUUCGCAAUAUCCCUUCAGUUCGAUACCGGGUAG